AUGGCUGAUCAAAAACCAGAGGUUGAGAAUGGUGAAGACGUCAAAGUUCACGUUUUUUCAUCGGCGACAGAGUUACUUGGGAAGUUGCAAGAGAAGUGGAGCUCAGUAAAGCCACAGCCCUAUCCAGCUAUGUAUUCCAGUGUAUUUGCUGGAAUCAUUCUUGAUCCAGCAAUGAUGGUUAUCCCAAUGGAUGAUCACAUGGUUCAUCGCGGUCACGGUGUUUUUGAUACAUCUAUUAUUCUUGACGGGCAUCUGUAUGAGUUGGAUGUCCAUCUGAAUCGAUUCCUUAGAUCUGCCUCAAAAGCCAGAAUUGUGCCUCCAUUUCCUCAAUCUAAACUCAGAAGCAUUCUUAUUCAGCUCUCAGCCGCAUCACAAUGCAGAAAAGGCACUCUAAGAUACUGGCUGAGUGCAGGGCCAGGAGACUUUUUACUUUCUCCUGCAGGAUGUCCAAAAUCAGCAUUCUACGCCGUGGUGAUUGAUGAAGACUUUGCACAGUGCAAAGAAGGGGUAAAAGUAAUAACAUCAACGAUUCCUAUGAAGACACCUCUCUUUGCCAACAUGAAGAAUGUGAACUAUCUCCCAAAUGUCCUCUCAAAGAUGGAGGCCGAGGAUCAAGGAGCAUUUGCGUCGAUUUGGGUUGAUGAGGAAGGAUACAUUGCAGAGGGUCCAAACGUCAAUGUCGGAUUCAUAACUCAUGACAAGGAGCUUAUCUUGCCACUAUUCGAUAAAAUAUUGCGUGGCUGCACCGCGGCUAGGCUUCUGGAACUGGCUCCCAAAUUGGUCGAGCAAGGGCGUCUUAAAAGUGUGAGAACUGACAAUCUCACUGUCGCGGAAGCAAAAGGUGCUGCCGAGAUGAUGUACAUAGGAAGCACACUUCCAGUUUUACCUAUCAUCGCAUGGGAUGACAAGCUCAUUGGAGAUGGAAAAGUGGGAGAACUGACCAUGGCUCUAUCUGACUUGCUGUGGGAAGACAUGGUUGCUGGACCUGAAACACAAAGGAUCCCAGUUCCUUAUGCGUAG
Molecule: messenger RNA, 1020 nt
Organism: Oldenlandia corymbosa var. corymbosa
Lineage: Eukaryota; Viridiplantae; Streptophyta; Magnoliopsida; Gentianales; Rubiaceae
Source: the annotation of a GenBank genome assembly